Cornus florida is the source of this 1646-nucleotide messenger RNA. RefSeq names its product ubiquinol oxidase 2, mitochondrial-like. Gene Ontology annotation, molecular function: alternative oxidase activity. The record is from RefSeq and is a predicted model, not a curated record. Gene Ontology annotation, cellular component: mitochondrion. The transcript is spliced from 5 exons. Gene Ontology annotation, biological process: alternative respiration. The coding region runs from base 144 to 1199 and encodes 351 amino acids. NCBI's taxonomy places the organism in Eukaryota, Viridiplantae, Streptophyta, Magnoliopsida, Cornales, Cornaceae.
CACCGUAUAUAUAUAAGUCGGUACAACUCACACAGACGUCGUGAACAACUUAACAAACCUGCAGCAAUUAAACCAAUUUUCUUCAACACGCUUCGUUCCAAGUUUUUGGGCGUUUCUUGAUCUUGGUGAUUGAAUCAGGCAAGAUGAUGAGUCGCGGUGCGACGAAGGUGGCCAGAUCGGUAAUGGGUCAAGUGGGCCCACGCUUCUUCUUCACUGCAACUAUCCGUACAGCAGCCAACGACUCACUCGCCGGACUUGUUACCCGUACUAAUGGUAGAAUUCCCGUGGAUCGUUUUAAAGUUCCGGACAGUAAUGUUCUGACUUGGAUCAGAGCUCCGACUAUCGGUGUUCGCAGAGAGAGUACUGUGGCACUGGGUGAGGAUCAGAAGAAACCACAGACCGGUUCGGCAGGUGGCGCCGCCGGCAGUCCGGAUGAUAAAGCCAUUAUGAGUUAUUGGGGCAUUCAGCCUCCAAAGGUUAAAAAGGAGGACGGUUCGGAGUGGCCUUGGAACUGUUUUAGGCCAUCGGAGACGUACCAGUCGGACCUUUCCAUAGAUCUGAAGAAGCAUCAUGCGCCGGUGACGUUUCUGGACAAGUUGGCGUAUUGGACCGUCAAGUUACUUAGAAUCCCUACGGACAUAUUUUUUCAGAGACGGUAUGGGUGUCGUGCAAUGAUGCUAGAAACGGUAGCUGCAGUCCCUGGCAUGGUCGGAGGGCUGCUGCUGCACAUGAGGUCACUAAGGCGGUUUGAGCACAGCGGUGGUUGGAUCAAAGCUUUGCUUGAAGAAGCUGAAAAUGAGAGGAUGCACCUCAUGACAUUCAUGGAGGUAGCACAGCCAAAAUGGUAUGAGCGCGCUCUUGUCUUUACUGUCCAAGGCGUUUUCUUCAACGCCUACUUCCUCGCCUACUUGGUCUCCCCAAAACUGGCUCAUCGCGCUGUGGGCUACUUGGAAGAGGAGGCCAUCCACUCUUACACCGAGUUCCUCAAGGAGUUGGACAAGGGCAACAUUGAGAAUGUUCCUGCUCCGGCCAUUGCCAUUGACUAUUGGCGCCUCGCCCCUGAUGCCACCCUGAGAGAUGUUGUCCUGGUUGUCAGAGCUGACGAGGCACAUCAUCGCGAUGUUAACCACUUUGCUUCGGACAUACACUAUCAAGGACAUGAGCUGAAGGAAGCUCCGGCCCCUGUUGGGUAUCACUGAAAGUAGCAGAAAUUUGGUUAAUGAGUAAUGGAUGAUAAUUGAGGUAGGUGUCCCCCCUGCCCCGCUUUGAUUUAUGAGAGCUGAGUUAUGGAGGCUCCGUUUGUUUGGAGGGAAAACAAAAUCCAGUAAUGGGGAUGAGGCGUUGUGGUUAUGAUCGUAGUAGCUAUGCGAUCAACUAAUUUGUGCUACAAAAUACUCGCUUGAAAUAAGAUUAUAGAAGCUGCUCUAAUGAGGGAAAAUAGAAGAAAAAUGAUUCAAAUUUCCUGUUCUCUGAAGACGGAUUAUAUUUCCUGGAUUUAGUUUUCCUAAAUGUCAAAUGGAGCCUCAAUGCAGAUCGGUUAUGAAUUUUUUUUGUUUUGACUAUGUAUUUACAUGGAGUGGUAAAAUGUAGCUAAAAAGAUAUUGGAUUCAAACAAGAUUGAGGAAUGAUCAAUCUUUUGGAUAAAA